CGGAUCAACAUUGCAUCACUUUCAUCCCAGCAACGAACAACGACGGACGUAAUUUUUUAACGAGAGAUUUCUAAAAUUCAAAUCGCACGCGUGAAGUUUUUAAGAGUAUUUCUGCAUUUAAAGUGUAAUUUUCUGUGAACGGUUCUAGAAGUUUUUUUGCACAAAUCGAAGUGAGGGUAAAUUAAAAGCUAUGGAAGAAAAUUCAGGAGCUCUAUUAGAAUAGGAUAACAGUCUCAGGUUUGAAUAUUGUGUCAGAGAAAAAGGUGACGAAGCACAAUCGCAACGGAAUAAGUUUUAGUGAAUCCUUAGUUUGGACCAAUUGUGGUCAUUAUCAAAGAAAACAUUAAAAAACAAUUAUUUGUGUUAUAGACGUUCAAACAUUCUUGGGGUUUUCUUAAGAAGUUCAAAGUGAACAAGUUCCGGUGAUUUUUUGUUUGUGGGAACCACGUGAGGUUGCGCAAAACAGUGAACUCGAGAUAACGUUACAUUCAAACAAGUGACGCACAAGUGAAUUGUAUAGUUGAACAGGAACCACCUUAUUUAAGCGAAUUACCAUGCAAGUUAUUGUGAGCAAGAAGAUUGACGCCACCAUUAAGCAGAAACAAGUAGUUGUUAACUCUAUUGUCAAGCGGAAGAACAUUUCCAAGUCUAGUGACAACAAACAAUUUAUGCGGUCUUUUUCGUCAUCGAUGUUUGGUUUUAUAUGCAUACAUCACUGUCGUCAUCAUAUUGUGGGUACGAGAGUAAACACGGUCAAUAUGGGUUUGCAGCGCUGUCACCAGAGAACUGAUAACACCACCACCGGCGUCGUCAAUAAAUGGUUGAGGGCCCAACACUCUCAACUCAUCCAUUGGUGAAGCUUAAGGCGUUAAAAUUUCUUUGAAGCUCAACGGAGAAUUUAUUUCUCUUUCACAAUGGCAGAAACUACCGAAUUCGAAUGCGAGAGCCGUUCAUGGCGAGAAAAUCAACUUUCUAGUGUACAACAACGGAAACCACGAACAGCAACAGCAGCAACAGUACGAAAACAUAUACUUCCACCAAGAGGACUCGCAGCAGUUACGGAGCAACAGUUUUACAAACUUGAACUCGCAGAAUUACCCUCUGGAGUCACCUUCAGCAGCAGCAACAGCACAGUAUCCGAUCAGUGGCGUAUUAGGCGCAGCGAACUGGAUCAGCUCGACGACGAUAGAGACGGAAGAUUCUUCGCUUUCACAGCCCACUUUGAGCCCUUUGGCAAACCAGAACAAUAUGUUCACGGGCGUAAUCGACAUCGACCGUUGGUUGAGUGGAACCGACAACAGAAGCGCUAUGAUAGAUGAACAGCUCAACACACCUACGCCUGGGAAAACCUGUGGGUUUGAAUAUGACUGUUUCAGAGGACUUGGGGCGUCCGAAACGAAAUUUAACCUUACCAACAAAUUUAAUAGCAGCAGCAGCAGCAUCACUAAAAACAGCGGAGAUGAUUACAAUAACAACCAUAAUCUACAUACCAACGAAGCUACGCAUGGCCUGAAGGAGCAACCAUUCGAACUGAAAUGUAAUGAUUACGAUAGCAGCAGCAACUUACCGACACUACCUUUCGAUAGAAAAUUGUCAAUCGCUCCGGCAGGAUUCAACUCGUGGGAGUUCGAAUCCUGCCUUGAGGAAGCACUCCUCAGUCCUAGUUAUGGUAUAGUGACGCCACCUCACAGUAUGAUGGAGGUGGCGUCUCCGGGCAGCAGCUCGGGCGAUACAGAACGCAAACUGGACGAGAAAGAAACUUGUGUCGAUUUCAAUUCACUCAUCUUUUCACCAGAAGCAACAACACCAAUCGUCGGGGAAGAGGAGGACGAUUUCAAUAUUCCCUUCCACGAGGAAAUCGAACAACUUUCGAAGUCUUUCUACUGCAGUUCCAACAAUCUAAUUUCAAUCAAGAGCUUCCCCAACGAAGAGGAGAAGGAUUCUGUAUCGCCCAGCACGCUGGAUCUGUUGCCAGACGAAUCCGUCAUCUCUUUCGCCACUAUUGAAUCCCAUAACAUUUCAGAAAAAUCGAAUUUCGAUACGAGUGGUGCUGUGUUAGGAACACAGCCUUCAAUUGCCGACUCGUUCUUCAGUGAUGCUGACGAUGAUGAACAACAACUGAACGCGCUAGAAAAUCAGCCAGGGCAGGAGCACAUUCGCGAUCCAGCAGGGGCAGUCCCCUCGCGGAACGUUUCAAACGAAAGUGAUGAUAAUACUGUUGAUGUUAAAAUGCUAACUCAACUAGAACAUAACUAUACUAUUAAGGUAUCAGAUCAAGGCGGCGAAAGCCCCAUUGUAUCGCAACAACAUAAUACGGUGAAGGAAUCAAAACUAUCGCAACUUUUGAAGUCCGAAGAGACAUUACGUUCGCAGCAACGAUCAACGCUUCAGCAGCAGCGGAUAGACAAAAAAUCUUCUUCCCAUCGACUCCGGUUGCAGCGCAAAAAGAUGAUUGAAAACAACCGCCGCCGCAACCGGGUUGUGCCCAGUUUGAAACUCAAAAUAAUAAACCCAUUGACCAUCAGCAGUGCUGACGAUACGGCACUGAUGGGCGCCAGUGCGCAACAAAUGGCGCUCAAUACGCCCGAUGUUACGAACGCUAUUCUCGAUCUUGAGGCGGAGACCAUGAAGAAGGAAGAGGAUUUCGAUCUGUUGGCAUACAUCACUUCCGGAACGGAUUAUGAUGAAAUUCCGUUGUCCCCUAUCGAUGAGAAACCAAUUCUUCCCCUUAUUGACGAACAGCCGCCAACUCCGGUGGCAGCUGUUCCAGAUACUAGCAGCAGCUCCACCACCAUUUGCAGCACAACUCUCAGUGAUUUGUUAAACUCGAAGAGAAAACUCUCGACUCUAACCAUCGAAAACCUAGAUGAACUGACGGCAGCUACAAAUCCCAAACGUAUCCGUAGUAGUACUGCUGCUGCUUCUGCAGCCUCCUCGGUGUGCGGCGAUAAUUUCUCGGAAACAUCCUCGAAUCGUCCCCAGAAGCGACGUGGUCGGCCCCCGAAACAGGUCGGCUCGAUCCGGAGCCGGUCCGAGUAUAAACAUUUGAACGAGGAGGAUAUGCGUUACCGGGAGCAGCGCGACAAGAAUAACGAGGCUUCCCGCAAGUCUCGCAUCAAUCGUAAGGAUCGCGAGCUGAGGUUGGAAAGCGAGGCCCGGGAGUUGUGCCGGCAGUACGACGAGCUGAAGUUGGAGGAACAGCAGGUAAUAAGAGAAUGUGCCCGAUGGCGGCGGGCGGUAAUGCGUUUGGCGCUUUUGUAAUCGUUGCGGAACAGUGGCGAAGUAAUUCUCUCUCGGGUGGCUUUGUUUCUUUUUUUAAAUUAGAGUACAUCAAGUUUUAAGAACAAAAAUGUUAAUUUUUAGUCUUUGUUGGAAUCAUGCUAAUCGUAGUGAACAUAAGACAUAAAUUCAAAUAUGUAACCUGAA
This is a messenger RNA of Toxorhynchites rutilus septentrionalis, 3426 nucleotides long. RefSeq lists its product as uncharacterized. Gene Ontology annotation, molecular function: DNA-binding transcription factor activity. The transcript has 4 exons. The record is from RefSeq and is a predicted model, not a curated record. Gene Ontology annotation, biological process: regulation of DNA-templated transcription. Lineage: Eukaryota; Metazoa; Arthropoda; Insecta; Diptera; Culicidae. The coding region runs from base 1249 to 3261 and encodes 670 amino acids.